Molecule: messenger RNA, 300 nt
Organism: Aplosporella prunicola CBS 121167
Lineage: Eukaryota; Fungi; Ascomycota; Dothideomycetes; Botryosphaeriales; Aplosporellaceae
Exons: 4
Coding region: 94-270 (58 amino acids)
Biological process (GO): proton motive force-driven ATP synthesis
Molecular function (GO): proton transmembrane transporter activity
Source: RefSeq, a predicted model, not a curated record
UCGCCGGCCAAAAGCGAACAACGAGAAGCUCAACCUCACCUCAGCUCCAAUCCCCGUUCCAAACGUCAAUCCGCACACCGCGCAUCAAGCACAAUGUCUCUCCUCGGCAAGAAGUGGCCCACGCCCGUCGCUAGGCCCAUGGCUCCUUUCUACGCUGCCGGCCUCAUCAUCCUUUACGGUGUCAACAGCCUUUCCAACACCAUCAAGAGCACCGAUGAGUGGAAGAACGACCCCCGCAACACAGGCCUCAAGAGCACUGGCGGUCAUUAAACGUCGCGAACCUAGAGGAAUAGAGGCUGC